AAUGUUGAGGAACUACUCACUCAGAAUCAACUCAGCAACGGUCCUUCGACUCAAACCAACAGCACCAUCCAAACUACCAACAACAAUCAGAACCAUCAACUCAUCAACACAGAGAAUAACCCAGGAUGGAGAACCACGAAGGACCCAACUCAGCACACGCCAUCAUCAAUCUAGCAUGCAAAGAUCUUACUCCUCUUCUGCAACAGUCACUGCAACUAAGAAAGCACCAACAACAUCAGCAACUGAAACCUCAGAACAACAGCAAGAGACUCAAGGACCACUGACUGCACAGGAUCUCAAAAGGCUAUCAACCAUGCGGAACGUAGGAAUCUCAGCCCAUAUCGACUCUGGAAAGACAACGCUGACCGAACGAGUGCUAUACUAUACCGGAAGGAUCAAAUCGAUUCAUGAAGUCAGAGGGAGAGAUCAAGUGGGAGCCAAGAUGGACCAUAUGGAACUCGAACGAGAGAAGGGGAUCACCAUCCAAUCCGCUGCCACCUUCUGCGACUGGAAGGUCAACGAGACUCCCGGCCGAUCGGUCGGAAGCAGCCAUGCCAUCAACAUCAUCGACACCCCCGGACACGUUGACUUUACGAUCGAGGUCGAACGCGCACUCAGGGUCCUCGACGGGGCCGUCCUCGUCCUCUGUGCCGUCUCUGGCGUCCAGAGUCAGACGAUCACCGUCGACCGACAGAUGAGACGCUAUAACGUACCCAGGGUAUGCUUCAUCAACAAGAUGGAUAGACAGGGCUCGAACCCAUGGAGGGUGAUCGACCAACUCAAAUCGAAACUCAAGUUGAACUGUGCCGCCGUCCAAUAUCCAAUCGGCUCAGAAGAUUCUUACCAAGGUGUUAUCGACUUGGUCCGGCUAAAAUCGAUCAGACAUCAGGGUGACAAGGGUGUUGAAAUCAUCGAAUCUGAAGAGAUCCCGCAGGAGAUCCUCCCACAAGUCACUCAGAAACGACAGCAAUUGAUCGAAACCUUGGCCGAUUGUGAUGAUACCCUGGCCGAUCUGUUCUUAGAAGAGAAAGAGAUCACCAACAGCGAUAUUGCAGAUGCGAUCAGACGAGCGACCAUCAACCUCAAAUUCACACCAGUCUUCAUGGGCACAGCCUUAGCCAAUAAAGGGGUUCAACCACUACUAGAUGGUGUAUGUAACUACCUACCCAAUCCAUCCGAAGUCCCCUCGAUGGCUCUCGAUGUCUCAACUAGCACGACCGAUCCUACAUCAGUCGAGAUCCAUCCCACCGCCUCUGCCCCACUCGUCGGUCUGGCCUUCAAGCUAGAGGAGGGUCGCUUCGGCCAAUUGACCUAUCUGAGAGUCUAUCAAGGUACUUUGAAACGCGGAAACCAGAUCGUCAACGUUCGAACCGGUAAACGAGUCAAAGUGCCCAGACUGGUUCGGAUGCAUAGUGAUGAAAUGGAAGAUGUUGAUGAGAUCAAGGCUGGUGAAAUCUGUGCCAUGUUUGGCGUCGAAUGCUCCUCUGGUGAUACUUUUACAGACGGUUCCGUCCAGCUUUCAAUGACUUCGAUGUUUGUACCCGAUCCAGUAAUUUCACUGUCGAUUCGCCCCAAAGGACAAGAAACGCCACACUUCUCACGGGCCCUUCAGCGCUUCCAAAAGGAAGAUCCGACGUUCCGAGUUCAUGUUGAUUCGGAAUCAUCAGAGACGAUCAUCAGUGGGAUGGGCGAAUUACAUUUAGAUAUCUAUGUGGAACGAAUCAAGCGGGAGUAUGGAGUUGAAGUCGUGACUGGCAAGCCGAGGGUAGCGUUCAAGGAGACGAUCACCAGCGAGAGCUCGUUCAAUUAUGUGCACAAGAAACAGACUGGAGGGGCGGGGCAAUAUGCGAAGGUGGUCGGACGGAUCUUGCCGAUGGAGCGGGACGAGGAAACGGGCGAGGAGACGUUCUAUGAGAGUCGGAUCACCGGGGGGACGAUCCCGGCCUCGUUCAUCCCGGCAGUCGAGAAGGGCUUCAACGAUGCCUUGCAGCGCGGGAUCCUGACGGGCAACCGGGUGACCGGCUGCCAUUUCAUCCUCGAGGACGGCGCCCACCAUAUCGUCGAUUCCUCCGAACUCGCAUUCAGACUCGCCGCCCAGGGCGCAUUCAGAGAAGCCUUCAAAAACGCUAACCCCGUCAUCCUCGAACCGAUCAUGAAGGUCGAAAUCACAGUCCCCAUCGAGUUUCAAGGUAACGUCAUCGGCGCUAUCAAUCAACGUAGAGGCACAAUCAUCGAUACCGAUGUAGGCGUUGAUGAAGUCGUCUUGGUCGCCGAAGUCUCAUUAAAUGAAAUGUUUGGAUAUGCUUCUCAAUUACGUGGAAUGACUCAAGGCAAGGGCGAAUUCACGAUGGAAUACUUGAAACACUCUCCGGUCUUACCUAACAUCCAAAAAGAUAUGAUCGACCAAUAUAAAAAUUUCCGAUCUUAGAAUCUUCUCCUUUUUCUUCCCUUUCCUUCUUCUUUUCGCUGUUUUGUUUUUUCGUCUUGCUUUGUCUUGUUGGGUUUUUUAGAAAUGCUGUUCGAAUAUUCAAAAUCUCAUCCCCUUUCAAAACUUUAUCUUGCUCAAUUUUCUCUCUCUCUCUCUUUCUUCGAGAUUGAUUUCAGUACAUAUAUUUACAUAUAAAUAGAUGGUAGAUAGAUAGAUAGAUGUGCGAAUACCUUGCUACAAUGGAACAAAAAAUCUCUUCUUCUUUCCAUCCCUCUCCCCCUAAUAAUACUUGGUAUUCAAUAUUCAUGUAUACUAACCUAAACAUACACCUGCAAAGACCCUUUAAAUAAACCAUCUACAUACCAGGAAAUUUCCUCAAAAAACGUGCUUCAAAACGGCCGUGCAUUGGCUACUGGCAUACCGGUUUGAAUCCCUUUCAAUUCUGUGGAUAGAUCUUUCUGGUCAGUUCCCGCUUUCAAAACAGUUCAACUUUUCAACAGUUGUGGCAACGAGUGCACACUGAUGACAGUGAUUUUACUGCAUAAAAAAACCGCAGUGAAGAGAACUCUCCACAAUUUUUU
Puccinia graminis f. sp. tritici CRL 75-36-700-3 is the source of this 3009-nucleotide messenger RNA. Its product is annotated as elongation factor G, mitochondrial. NCBI's taxonomy places the organism in Eukaryota, Fungi, Basidiomycota, Pucciniomycetes, Pucciniales, Pucciniaceae. Gene Ontology annotation, cellular component: mitochondrion. The record is from RefSeq and is a predicted model, not a curated record. Gene Ontology annotation, biological process: mitochondrial translational elongation. The transcript has 3 exons. Gene Ontology annotation, molecular function: translation elongation factor activity; GTP binding; GTPase activity. The annotation marks the transcript as partial.